AAGGUGGACUACGCUGGUACGGAGUGAGAAAUUUUCUCCUAUCACAAGGUGGAGAAUCUGCAUCUCCUUCCUCCUCCUCCUCAGUCCUCCCGCAUUCUCCUCCUGUUUAAACCCUAACAACAAAAGCAGAGAUCUUUGUAGUUGGUAGGUGUAUCCAUUGUCAUUGUCGUUGCCGCCGCCGCCUCUGCCGACCACCUCCCCUUCUCUGGUGCUGCUAUUCUCGUUUGGUGUGAAACAUAUGCUCAACAUCUUGUCUAGUUCAUAAAUUUGAUACAACGACAUGGAACAGAAGAACCAGAUUGAAAGUCAAGGUAACAACACUCAUGAAAGAAAUGAGAAAUCAUCAAUCCAGCUAAAGGUUCUGUUUUUUGCCAGAGCACGGGAUUUAACCGGGUUAGCUGAUAUGCCACUAGAGGUAACAUCUGGUAGCACGGCUCGUGAUUGUUUGGAUAAGAUUGUCACUCAGUUUCCUGGCCUCGAAGAAAUUCGAGGGUGCAUGGUGCUGGCUUUGAACGAGGAGUAUGCAUCUGAGUCAGCUAUUGUUCAGCAUAGAGAUGAAUUAGCCAUUAUACCACCAAUAAGUGGAGGGUGAUAAUAAUUCCCUUGUAUUUUUGAAAUUCUUGUAACUCUUUGUAUAAAAUAAAAAGUGCAAAUAAUCCCUUGAUCAAUUUGAUAUGAAAUGCAAGCUAUCGACUUUGUUACAGA
Molecule: messenger RNA, 705 nt
Organism: Spinacia oleracea (spinach)
Lineage: Eukaryota; Viridiplantae; Streptophyta; Magnoliopsida; Caryophyllales; Amaranthaceae
Product: molybdopterin synthase sulfur carrier subunit
Exons: 2
Coding region: 281-592 (103 amino acids)
Biological process (GO): Mo-molybdopterin cofactor biosynthetic process
Cellular component (GO): cytosol; molybdopterin adenylyltransferase complex
Source: RefSeq, a predicted model, not a curated record